Messenger RNA from Aspergillus udagawae, 948 nucleotides. RefSeq names its product putative polyhydroxybutyrate depolymerase. NCBI's taxonomy places the organism in Eukaryota, Fungi, Ascomycota, Eurotiomycetes, Eurotiales, Aspergillaceae. Gene Ontology annotation, molecular function: cellulose binding. The transcript is spliced from 2 exons. Gene Ontology annotation, biological process: carbohydrate metabolic process. Gene Ontology annotation, cellular component: extracellular region. Bases 1 to 948 code for a protein of 315 amino acids. The record is from RefSeq and is a predicted model, not a curated record.
AUGAAGAGCUGGAGCGGCAACAAGAUCAACCCAGUCAGCAACCUCGAAGACCGCAAGAUCUACAUGUGGACCGGAACCGCCGACACAACCGUCGGUCCGAACGUGAUGAGCCAGUUGAAGGCGCAGCUGGCGAACUUUGACGCUGCAGCCAACGUCUCGUACAUCACGACCAGCGGCGCGGUGCACACCUUUCCCACUGACUUUGAUGCAUCAGGGGACAACUCGUGCAGCUCGUCUGUGUCUCCUUAUGUCAGCAACUGCCAGUAUGACGGCGCAGGGGCUGUCCUAAAGUGGAUGUACGGGACGCUAAAUGCUAGAAACACAGGCACAUUAUCCGGUUCCAUUGUGUCUUUCAGCCAGACGGGAGAGUAUGGCGCCAGCGGGAUGGAUACCACUGGAUAUCUCUAUGUCCCUAAGGCAUGCCAAGCUGGGUCUUCGACGGUAUGCAAGCUGCAUGUCGCCCUGCAUGGCUGCCUGCAGAGCUACAGCAUGAUUGGAAGCAAGUUCGUUUCUAAUACCGGGUACAACAUGUGGGCGGAUACCAACAACAUUAUUAUUCUUUACCCGCAAGCAGUGGCGGAUAACACCAUGCACACCGUUUGGAGUGGGAUGCCGCUCCCCAACCCGAACGGUUGCUGGGACUGGGUUGGCUGGUAUGGAGCAAAUGCUGACCAGCUCGGAGGCGUGCAAAUGGCUGCGAUUGUGAACCAAGUGGCCCGGAUUGUCAGUGGCUACGGGGCCGGCAGCAGUUCCUCAACAACUACUGCUACCCCCACGACUACCACCGGCUCUAAAACAACAACUACUACUACUACAGUCACCACGACCGCUGUUGCCCCAUUGUACGGACAGUGCGGUGGACUCGGCUGGACGGGUCCGACGGCUUGUGCCACUGGUGUUUGCACGGCCUAUAGCCCUUAUUAUGCCCAGUGCCUCUUGGUAGUGUAG